AUGUCUUCUCUGACUCUAUUCAGUAAGAGUAUGAGAUUGACAGCAGUGCAAUUCCGUCAAUUUUCUUCUUCCAUACAUCCUCUUAAACCUGCUGCAGAUUUAGAUAGAGAACUAGACAAAUUAGCCGAACUGGCAUUCGAGUCCAAGAAACAACAGCUACCCAAAUUGGAAAAGGACAAAGUGGACAGGUUUGAACUGUUAAAAACAUUCAAAAAAUAUGAUCCUAAAGUGCAAACAGAGCGUGUGGUAGUACCAGGAGUUAACAGACCUAUUCCAAUUAACGUUGAACUCAACUACUAUUCUCCUUUGAAACAUGCUGUUAAGUAUGGAGACUUGAAAGCUGAAGUGGUUUUCAAAUGUUUUGAUACAAGAAACUUGGAAUUCUUCUGCGAUUUUGCUCUUAGAGCUGCCUAUUAUUUGGGAAUGCCUGCAACUGGGCCCAAACCAGUGCCCGUGAAAAGAGAACGGUGGACUGUGAUUAGAGCACCAUUUGUCCAUGCAAAAUCGAAAGAAAACUUUGAGAGAAGAACUUACGGUCGUGUGAUUAGGAUUUGGGACUCUACAGAAAAGGUGGUGGAUACUUGGCUUGCUUAUUUGAAACAAAACUCCGUCUGGGGUGUUGGUGUUAAGGCCAGCAUGUACGUUAAUGAGCCUCUCGAUAUUUCCGAGAAGAUGGUGCAACUACCGGAGUCAGAGAAAGUGCUGACCGAUCUAAGUAGUACGUUAAGGUCCCUUUCGAAGGACAGCGAGAAUCCUGUUGCUGCAAAGGUGCUGGAGUUAUUGCAGGACCCUAUGUUCACCAAGCAUAUGAGUAGUGAGGAGGUCGAAGAUGUCAGACAGGCCGAAAGCGAUAAGAAGAUGUAA
Messenger RNA from Brettanomyces nanus, 864 nucleotides. RefSeq lists its product as uncharacterized. Gene Ontology annotation, cellular component: ribosome; mitochondrion; small ribosomal subunit. The coding region runs from base 1 to 864 and encodes 287 amino acids. Lineage: Eukaryota; Fungi; Ascomycota; Pichiomycetes; Pichiales; Pichiaceae. Gene Ontology annotation, molecular function: structural constituent of ribosome. The transcript has a single exon. Gene Ontology annotation, biological process: translation. The record is from RefSeq and is a predicted model, not a curated record.